This is a messenger RNA of Microdochium trichocladiopsis, 2151 nucleotides long. RefSeq lists its product as uncharacterized. The transcript has 3 exons. Gene Ontology annotation, molecular function: phosphatidylinositol-3-phosphate binding. The record is from RefSeq and is a predicted model, not a curated record. Gene Ontology annotation, cellular component: endosome. The coding region runs from base 353 to 1798 and encodes 481 amino acids. Lineage: Eukaryota; Fungi; Ascomycota; Sordariomycetes; Xylariales; Microdochiaceae.
CCACGCACCACAACUGCAAUAAUGAUGGUGUUGAAGCCCCACCGAACAUCAGGGUGUCGUCGAUUACUGUGGACUAGCCAGAACGAGCAGGAUACAAAAAUGCAGACUAGGCUAGCUGGUCCGACAAGCUACAUUCGUGGGGUUUGGAUUGAGGUUGCUUGAAACAUUAGCCCGAGCUGUAGCAGAAAAUCGCCACGCGUACAAUGACCGACGGUUGUCGAAGCACACAAAAGCACAGGCAGACACCUGCAAGUUCAACAAUUGGGCCGAGUCUACCAUAAUAUAUUGAUUCGUACAGCAGCGGGUUGCCCAUGCCUAGUUGCAAGCAAGCCUGGAAUGGCAGUUCAGUAAUAUGCUCCCGGGCCUGAAAGCCAGCAGCAAUAUGCACAGCCGGGCCGCCAUGGACCAGGCUGGCAAUUUGCCGUCGGAAGAGCGUGUCCACAUGUCAAGUUGUGGUACGAUGCCAUUGUCAUGCUCAAUGAUACCAGAUCCCACUUUUCCAUCCGGGGGUUGUCUUGAGAUCGCCCAUUGGCCACUGCCUCUCGGACCACCGCUGACGAUGGCCACUUCCCCAGGACCACACAGCCAAUGGCUGUGCUGCGCUGCACACGCCAUUUCUGCAACUACCGCUCUCCUGCUGGUCGUGACGUCGCUUCCCCGAGCAUCAAUCUGUCGACGAGCCGACAACUAUUUACACCCUGCCCCCGAAUCCAGCCUGCAGCCUCGCGCUCCGCUGCGCCCUCCGCUUUGCAUGGCAUCGCCAUCAACAUCCUCCAGCACAAAGGCUGCUGGCCACAGUGGAGCCGCCGUUGCUGCCGACGCAGCCAGCAAGCCCGGACAGACAAUCGUCCUCGACCAACGACCACCAACUCCGCCCACUUCCGACACUGAGCCUUUCCCUGUCCUCGAUGUCGACCACAUAGUCACCGAAGAUGGGGCGGUAGAACGAGGAGACUCGGAGGCAGCAGGCGGCGCGGCCGACGAUCACAAUGAGUCGCCAACAGACUUGAAUGCCACCGCUGUAGACGAUGCGCCGGAUACCACAGUUGGGCAGCGCGGAGGCCUUGCGUUGCAAACUGGGGUUGAGGUAACGCGGCAACAGCACCAGGAAAAUCAUCUCAAUGUCGAGAUCGAGUCCGCACGGUCCCAGCCGUCCCCCGUAACCCCUCCCUACUGGAGCCACCCACCAGCAUCACCAGAGAGGCACCCGUUCCUAUCGUCGCCGCGACCUGAAUCAACCGAUACCCAUGCCGGACAUCGCGGCCACGCGGGCGGAGCUUCGUCCGCAUCAUCAGACACUACCGUGUCCCCUACAACGCCGCGCAGCAGCUACGAUCGAUACAGCCAUGGCCGCAGCAUGACGACCACUAGCAUAGACAGCCUCAUGGCUGAAGGCGGAAUUACCCUUCGUGACAACGAGAAUAGCAGCAUCGACGACCGAGGAAGCGCGUGUUGGGCGCGCAGCGUGGUGAUAAGGGAUUAUGUCACUGUCAACGGCGGCGCGACAAACAUAGGAGCAUUUGUGGUGUGGAAUGUCCGGGUAGAGACACUCAGUGGGAGCCACAUGAACAUUUGCAAGCGAUACUCGGAAUUCGACGACCUCCGUAGCAGGCUGAUUCGCAGCUUCCCGAGCUUUGCAGGCGCAGUGCCCGAGCUGCCGCCCAAGAGUCUGAUAUCGAAGUUUCGCCCGAGUUUCCUGGAGAAGAGGAGGGCAGGCUUGCAGUAUUUUCUCAACUGCAUCAUGCUCAACCCAGAGUUUUCUGGGUCACCUAUCCUGAAAGAAUUUCUCUUCUCAUGAGCCCUGUCUAGCUGAGGCUGGGAGCUGCUCAGAUUCGCCACCCCUUUGGCGUAUUGGAACUCUUUUCCCGAGCGCCGUGUUGUUGGGUCUGCCCUUACUCAACCACACGCGCCCGCAUGCACACAUACACCAUCCUGCAUUGCUUUCUCGGCACCCUUCCUUCGCUUCAUGAACAUGAUUUGCCCCAUAUUUUUCCCAUUUGAAUGCAUGGCGUAUGGCCACCCAAGCGUGUUACGAGGUCACGAUUUGCACUGUUCACAUCAAACGAGGUCACUGUUUCAAUUCGAUCUGCGUGCCUAGGUAUACAUAUAUAAUAGUAGAACUAAUAAUGGAGCACACGAUCGUUGAAUAAU